AUGAGCGAGCCUUCAACUCGCCACGGCAGCACUGCAGCGCAGGAAGCAAACAUUUCCCAUGAUGCUAAGGCCGAAUCCGACGACGCACUACAAUAUCCCUCCGCGCCUGCACAGAGGAGAGAAGGCGGGGAACAUACAACUGCCUCCGCGACCCAGUGCAAAGUACAGAUAGUUGAUAGCAAGAGCAGCGGCAAGGACGGGACUGUGGGAGUAGCGCCCCCUCUCGGCGAGCACGAGAAGUACCAUGUUUUUUUCUGCUACAGCAGCGCUGAUGCUCCAUGGGUAGAACACAUGGUUCAAAAGCUCGAAUCAGACGAGUACGGCUUCAAGUGUUGUAUCCACGAGCGCGAUUUUAUUCCAGGAGAUUAUAUCAUCAACAACAUUGCGCGUUCCAUCCAAGAGAGUCAAAAGACCGUCUUCGUACUCUCGCGAGAUUUCGUCAACAGCAAGUGGUGCGAGUUUGAACGGCAGUUGGUCAUGAGCGCAAACCUAAGAGAGGAAAACAGAAAGGUCAUCCCCGUCAUGCUUCAGAAGUGUGACAUGCUGCCUGACUUCCUACGGCACAUGACGUAUCUGGAGGAAUGGACGCCUCACUUCUUUAACAGGUUUAUUGGCGCUUUGAAAGGUAUUCAAUUAAAUGAACCUGACAGCAAGCCAGAUGGAUUCUCUACAUUUUCCUAUAACCCAAACUACAUUAACGGCCAGCACGUGUUGAAGAUCGAACCAGAGCGCACGUGGGGUCAUCCGUGUUGCCGGUUCGACGACCAGAUUCUUCACGCUAAGCUGAUGUCAAGGGGACAAAAGGAAUAG
Messenger RNA from Branchiostoma floridae (Florida lancelet), 810 nucleotides. RefSeq names its product myeloid differentiation primary response protein MyD88-like. The transcript has 4 exons. Gene Ontology annotation, biological process: inflammatory response; immune response; toll-like receptor signaling pathway. Gene Ontology annotation, molecular function: transmembrane signaling receptor activity. The record is from RefSeq and is a predicted model, not a curated record. The coding region runs from base 1 to 810 and encodes 269 amino acids. Gene Ontology annotation, cellular component: membrane. Lineage: Eukaryota; Metazoa; Chordata; Leptocardii; Amphioxiformes; Branchiostomatidae.